This is a messenger RNA of Eurypyga helias (sunbittern), 239 nucleotides long. RefSeq names its product thiamin pyrophosphokinase 1 (gene TPK1). Lineage: Eukaryota; Metazoa; Chordata; Aves; Eurypygiformes; Eurypygidae. Gene Ontology annotation, molecular function: ATP binding; thiamine diphosphokinase activity. The record is from RefSeq and is a predicted model, not a curated record. The transcript is spliced from 3 exons. The annotation marks the transcript as partial. Gene Ontology annotation, biological process: thiamine diphosphate biosynthetic process.
CUGCGCUGAGAGCUUGCGCUGAUGGAGGUGCCAAUCGUCUCUAUCACAUCACGGAAGGAAGCCAGGAGAGCUUCUUGCCUGAUUACAUCAGCGGUGAUUUUGAUUCCAUUCAGCCUGAAGUCAAGGAGUACUACAAGGUCAAGGGGUGUGAGUUAAUUGAGACCAUGGAUCAGGACCUCACAGAUUUCACCAAGUGCCUUCAGAUCCUCCAGAAAAAGAUAGAGAAGAAGGGCCUCCAG